AUGGCGCCCACCUCCCUGCCUGCAGAAGACAGCAAAGCAGUGACUCCCAGGUACACGAGAGGCCUGCGCCCCGGGCACGGCGCUCGCUCUAGUCCAGUUCCCGACCCUCGACUCGUCGAUCCAGUUAUUACGAGUCGCUCCAGUCCAGUUCCCGACCCUCGACUCGUCGAUCCAGUUAUUACGAGUCACUCCAGUCCAGUUCCCGACCCUCGACUCGUCGAGCCAGUCAUUACGAGUCGCUCCAGUCCAGUCCUGGUGGAAGCCAUGAUGGAGAACAUCUGGGUGUGCGUGUCCCGAGAGUUCAGCGAGACGGAUCUUCUCAGAAAUAUCGUUAAAGGUUCUGGUGGAAGCCAUGAUGGAGAACAGAGCAGGAGUCUGCUGGAGCCCUUGGUGGAGGAUCUCGUGAGAGGGAAAAAGUUCUUGCUGGUGUUGGAUGAUGUUUGGGAUGCUCAUAUCUGGGACGACUUGCUCCGCAAUCCUUUGCAGGGAGGAGCAGCAGGCAGCAGGGUGCUGGUGACCACCAGAAACGCAGGGAUCGCGAGGCAAAUGAAGGCGGCCCACGUCCACGAGAUGAAGCUGCUGCCUCCGGAGGACGGCUGGUCCCUCCUGUGCAAGAAGGCGACGAUGAAUGCAGAGGAGGAAAUUGAUGCCCAAGAUCUCAAGGACACAGGCAUGAAGAUUGUUGGGAAAUGCGGAGGGCUUCCCCUGGCCAUCAAGACCAUCGGAGGGGUCCUCCUCGAUAGAGGACUCAACAGAAGUGCGUGGGAGGAAGUUCUCCGCAGCGCCGCAUGGUCACGGACCGGGCUUCCCGAAGGUGUGCACGGAGCACUGUAUCUGAGCUACCAAGACUUGCCGUCACAUCUCAAGCAAUGCUUUCUCUACUGUGCCUUGUUCCAAGAAAACUAUGUGUUUCGUAGGCCUACCAUCGUCAGAUUAUGGAUAGCCGAGGGGUUUGUCGAAGCCCGAGGAGAUGUCAGCUUGGAGGAAACAGGGGAGCAAUAUUACAAAGAGCUGCUUCGUAGGAGCCUUCUAAAAUCGCAACCUUACGGUCUGGACUACGAUGAGCCUUCCAAGAUGCAUGACCUGCUGCGAUCGCUUGGUCAUUUCCUAUCGAGAGAUGAGAGCUUGUUAAUUAGUGACGUUCAAAACGAGUGGAGAAGUGCUGCCGCCACCAUGAAGCUGCGUCGGUUGUCGAUUGUGGCCAAUGAAACCAUGGACUUACAGGAUCUCGUCAGUUCGACCAUGCAACAUGAGUCAGUGAGGUCAUUGUUGGUGGAGAGACCAAGUGGCCAUGCGGAGGAUAUAGAUAAGUACUUGAAGGACUUCGUGCGACUUAGAGUCCUCCAUCUUAUGGCCACAAAUAUCCAGAGCCUAUCGCAAGAUAUCGGAAAUUUGAUACACUUGAGAUACUUGGAUGUGUCUCAUAGCCAUAUAACGGAGCUUCCAGAAAGCAUAUGCAAUCUGACGAAUUUGCAGUUUUUGAUCCUCAAAGGAUGUAAGAAGUUGACGCAUAUCCCCCAGGGCAUAGAUAGGCUAGUCAAUCUAAGGUCACUAGAUUUGAGACGUACACGCCUGGAGAGCUUACCAUGUGGAAUAGGAAGGUUGAAGCACCUCAAUGAACUCGUAGGAUUCGUGAUGGACACGGCUACUGGUUCGUGCCCAUUGGAAGAAUUAGGCAGCCUCCAGGAGCUCAGAUACCUCUCCAUUUGUAAGUUGGAGAAUGCGUGCAUGGAAGCUGAAUCAAGAAGGGAUACAAGCGGAUUAAUAGGUAACCAAAAACUGAAGCAUCUGCGCUUAGAAUGCUCAGACAGGCCGACAUCCGAUGGUUCCAAGAAGGAAGAGAUUGAAAAAAUCGAGAAGGUGUUGGAUGUGGCACUUCAUCCACCAUCAUCUGUUGUUUCUCUCACGUUAGAGAAGUUCUUGGGCCUCCGGUACCCCGUCUGGAUGGCGUCUGCAAGCAUCAGUUCGCUUCUUCCAAACAUAAGCCGCUUGGAACUAAUUGACUGCGUUCAUUGGCCACUGCUUCCACCACUAGGCAAGCUAACCAGUUUGGAGUUUCUUAAAAUAGGAGGUGCACGUGCAGUGACCACCAUCGGACCGGAAUUUUUUGGGUGUGAAGCUGCUGCUACUGGUCAUGAACGGGAACGGAAUUCAAAGCGCCCUUCUUCUUCUUCUUCUACUUCUCCUCCUUCGUUGUUUCCGAAACUAAGGCAGCUGCAACUCUGGAAUAUGACUAACAUGGAAGUGUGGGAUUGGGUAGCGGAAGGUUUUGCUAUGGGUCGCCUCAACAAAUUGGUCCUCAAAAAUUGCCCCAAGUUGAAGUCUCUACCGGAAGGCCUGAUCCGACAGGCAACCUGCUUAACCACAUUGGAUAUGACCAAUGUGCGUGCUCUCAAGUCCAUCAGAGGUUUCCCUUCUCUAAAAGAACUGAGUAUAAUUGGUAUAUCAGAUCUGGAGAUUGUUACUGAUCUCCCUGCACUGGAGCUCUUGAAGUUGGGCACAUUUGGAUCUCUCAUCAAUCAUUUACCUGAGUGGUUGACGGCUUGCCCUGCAAGCUUCACCACACUCCAGAGACUGGACGUCUACGGAACCACCCAACUCCUCCUCAGAUGCCUCCAAAAUGGCGCAGACUGGCCCAUGAUCAGACACUUUCCAUCUUUUUCCAUCAAAGAUGGCCGAGGUGGCAAUUAUAUAAACUACAUCAAGCAUUCCUGCACCUUCGAGACAAACCUAGUCGAUGAUGAUGAUGAUGAUGAUGCUUUUGCUGCUGCUGCUGAAGAAGAAGAAGAAGAAGAAGAAGAAGAAGAAGAAGAAGAAGAAGAAGAAGAAGGCGUCAAUGAGCUUUGA
Molecule: messenger RNA, 2847 nt
Organism: Musa acuminata AAA Group (dessert banana)
Lineage: Eukaryota; Viridiplantae; Streptophyta; Magnoliopsida; Zingiberales; Musaceae
Product: putative disease resistance protein RGA3
Exons: 1
Coding region: 1-2847 (948 amino acids)
Biological process (GO): defense response to other organism
Molecular function (GO): protein binding; ADP binding
Source: RefSeq, a predicted model, not a curated record